Molecule: messenger RNA, 549 nt
Organism: Trichoderma aggressivum f. europaeum
Lineage: Eukaryota; Fungi; Ascomycota; Sordariomycetes; Hypocreales; Hypocreaceae
Exons: 3
Coding region: 1-549 (182 amino acids)
Biological process (GO): regulation of gene expression; maturation of 5.8S rRNA
Cellular component (GO): nucleolus; exosome (RNase complex)
Molecular function (GO): RNA binding; DNA binding
Source: RefSeq, a predicted model, not a curated record
AUGGCGGAUAUACCAACCAUCAUGCCCGACGUGGAGAAGCUGGGCUCCCAGCUGGACAGACUGGAGGAUGCGCUGGAGCCUUUGCUGGGAAACAUCAGUGAGAUGGCCUCACAGCUGCCCCUGCUGGAUCGCGCCAAGCUAUUCUCUCUGACGGCAUAUGCUGUCGAAUCGCUGCUUUUCUCAUCCAUCAAGGUUCAAGGGGGAGACGCCCAGAAUCACGCAGUGUACGCUGAGCUUAAGCGGAUCCAGCAGUACUUUGCAAAGAUCAAGGCCGCCGAGGAACCAGAGACGAAGAGGACGCUCACCGUCAACCAGGAGGCAGCCGCACGCAUUCUCAAGGCCGAUCUGAGCGACAACAAGACGCUGAGCGCCAAGCUGGCUGAGAAGAUUGCCGAGGAACGCGCCAAGGCUCUGCUCAAGGCGGCAGAAAGCAAGAAGCGCAGCGCGGAAGAGGCUGCUCAGACUGCCAACUCAGAGACUCACGAAUCGCCAAGCCAGAAUAAGAAGGCAAAGACAAAAGGCAAGGGCAAGAACAAGAGCCGAACAUGA